AUGGCAUUUGUCAAGGCAUUUUUCAUCGCUUGUGUUGUCGCUUGGGAAACACUUCAAAGGAUUUUUUGCUUAAAUCUCAAAUCCAAGAAUUCCAAUUUCCGAAUAAGCGACAAGCAGUUUUAUGUUGAAGAAACAAGCAUUUCACAUAAAUCUCUUACUGCUGCUGCUGCAAUUAGUUAG
Molecule: messenger RNA, 180 nt
Organism: Clunio marinus
Lineage: Eukaryota; Metazoa; Arthropoda; Insecta; Diptera; Chironomidae
Source: the annotation of a GenBank genome assembly